Arabidopsis thaliana (thale cress) is the source of this 2358-nucleotide messenger RNA. It is a transcript of the gene RHC2A, whose product is annotated as RING-H2 finger C2A. Lineage: Eukaryota; Viridiplantae; Streptophyta; Magnoliopsida; Brassicales; Brassicaceae. Gene Ontology annotation, molecular function: ubiquitin protein ligase activity. Bases 250 to 1455 code for a protein of 401 amino acids. Gene Ontology annotation, biological process: protein ubiquitination. The transcript has a single exon. The record is from RefSeq and is marked reviewed.
UUUAAUUAAAAUUACCAACAAGGAGGAAAAAAAAAAAAAGAGGAGGAGGUGGUGGUGACAGCACACGAAAUGGACGGUUGGGUAUAAGCCAAUUCUGUAAUCUUCUUGUUAACACCUCCUUCUUCUCCUCCGUUUAUCCUCAAAUUAAAAGUCAAUCAUAUCAAAUCCCAAAUCCUCCCAGAUGUUUUUAUCAUCUUCUUCUUCCUGAAGAUUUGAUUUCAUUUUCCUCUCUUUCAGAUCCCUAUUCUCAUGGCUUCUGGAUCUUACUGGUGCUAUAGUUGUAGCCGAUUCGUUUGGGUUUCCGAUUCAAUCUCUUGCCCUGAUUGCGACGGUGGUUUCCUCGAACUCAUCCAAGAGCCUCUCGAUUUCACACCUUCCGAUUCCUUCACCACCACCACCACCACUCAACAUCGCAGCCCCACUCGCUUCCCUCCUCCUUCUUCUUCUUCCUCCACCCCAUCCGCUUCUAUGCACGCCGAUAACAGUCCCACUCCUACCAUCGUUACUCGUACACGAAGCAAUCGAUCUCCUAAUCCAGUUAUUGUUCUCCGUGGAUCUGCUGCUGCUCCUUCUUCUGAUGUUGUUUCCGAAGGUUUAGAUCGAUCUGCUUUUCAGAUGUAUUACGAUGAUGGUACUGAUUCUGGUCUUAGACCUUUACCACCGAGUAUGACUGAGUUUUUGUUAGGUUCUGGAUUUGAUCGUUUGUUAGAUCAGAUUUCUCAGAUCGAGCUUAACACCAAUCGGAAUCUUCGUUCUUGUGAACAUCCACCGGCUUCUAAAUCGGCCAUUGAAGCUUUGCCUCUGAUUGAAAUCGAUCCGACUCAUCUCUUAUCGGAUUCUCAAUCUCAUUGCGCUGUUUGCAAAGAGAAUUUCGUUUUGAAAUCAUCUGCUCGCGAGAUGCCUUGUAAUCACAUCUAUCAUCCUGAUUGUAUUCUUCCUUGGCUUGCGAUUCGUAACUCUUGUCCGGUUUGCCGUCAUGAGCUACCGGCGGAGGAUCUCACCGACGGAACCGGUGCUGCUUUGACUGCUGUUACCGCUACUGCAGAGGAAGAGGAAGACUCAGCUGCGGGGUUAACGAUUUGGAGGUUACCAGGUGGAGGAUUCGCUGUAGGGAGAAUCCCUGGUGGUUGGAGAGGUGGAGAUAGAAUGAUGCCGGUGGUUUACACGGAGGUUGAUGGUGGUAGACUCGGUGAUGAGAGACUUCCGAGAAGAGUAGCUUGGGGUUCGAGAAGAGGUGGAAGAGAUGGUGGAGGUAGUAGAGAGAGAGGUGGUGGCUUUGCGGGUCGGAUCAUGAGGCUUUUCGGAUGUUUUAGUGGAUCAUCUGGAUCCAUUGCUGCUGCUGCUGCUGCAUCAUCCGGGUCCGGGUCCAGAAUUCGGGUUACUCGUAGAACCAGGUCGUUCUCUAUGUUCAGUACGGCGUCGUCUUCGUCAAGGAGACGAAAUUGGCUAGCGUGAUUACUAGAAUUACCAAGCUCUCUUCUCAGGUGAAAACUAAACACGAAAGAACACACUCUUCUUCUGUUUAAAUUUUUCCUAUGUUCCUUAUUAAGUUUUUGUCUAUUUCAGUGUAAUGAUUAUAUUCAUUCCUAAAAUUUGAAUCUAUGCGAGUAAAUUGAUACAAAAUUAGGUGACAUAGUGUCUUCAGUGGCAAAUUUAGGAGGAUAUGUUACUGUGAGUCUGUGACUAGAUAAGUGAGAGUGUAGAUGAAUUGAAGAAUGUACUCUGAAGGAGAUUCAUAGUUGUUCUAUUUGUAGAAAUCGUUACGUGAGUCUAUGGAUUGUGAUACUAAUGUUAAGCAGCUUAACCAUAAAAUAGCGAAUGAUUUCCAAACGAUAUUAUCAUUACAUGACUUUUCAACAAACUUGAAAAGUUAUUUUGUGGAGUAGAUUUCCUGCAAUUCAUUUCAGAGUAUACAUAUGUGGUGUUACUAACCAAUACUAUGGGUUUUAAUAUAUAUUAACCUGUGAGUACAUACUUAGAUGACUAAAUCUUUAGUGUUCAAACCUAAGUUUUUCAUUAAUUUUUAAGUUGAUGGUUUAUUUUCCACGCCUAAAGAGAAUUAUGCUGCCAAACUUGUACAGCUAUAAUCUUGGAACUGCAGACACAACCCAAUGAUACUUACCUAGAGGCUAUAUAUAGAAGAAUCUUAUAAAGAGACCAAUUAAGUUUGAGGUCAAUAACCACAGGAAACGUGAAGUAAAGCAAUAAUAGAGUUUUUAUACAACGCAUCUGAUGAUGCUGUCGUUUAUUGGAGACAGUCUUUGUAAUUUAGCCAUUAUUUUCCAUUAAUAGAUUUGUUUAUGCCCGUUUAUGUCUCCUAUGUGAAUGUACACUUACUCUAUCACAUUAUUGAAUUUG